Molecule: messenger RNA, 930 nt
Organism: Fusarium verticillioides 7600
Lineage: Eukaryota; Fungi; Ascomycota; Sordariomycetes; Hypocreales; Nectriaceae
Exons: 1
Coding region: 1-930 (309 amino acids)
Source: RefSeq, a predicted model, not a curated record
AUGUCGGUAGCACGCACCAUGACCCAAGGCCGUCUACUUCGACUACCUCCCGAAAUACUUCUCCUCAUGACGGAAGAUGAUUCUCUCAAGUGGGAAGAUCUUCGAAGACUUCGCCAUGUCUGCGCCUUCUUCUUCCACAGUCUGGGCAAGCGAGUGCUCAAGGACAGGGACCUUUUCUUCUUUCGCAACGCAUGCAUGCACGCCGACGUGAAUAUAUUGAUUGAGUGUCUGAAUAGAGACUCCACUCCAACUAGUGCUGAUUGGGAAUGCCCUCAUCGUUCAGCAGGCGACUAUGUGGUCGAUGGAUUCCGGGCUGGGAACUUCUCUGUUGAAGGAUUCAAGCACACCUGGCAGUGGUUGUCCGACCAUGGAUACGAGCUUAGUUACUCGAAAGGUGUUACCGAUGACACUCCCGAGCAUUACCGCCCAUUCUCUGCGGAUCUACUGUACAUGGUAUGGGACGCCACUGAUGCCGGACACCUUCAAGCAAUUUGCGAUGUCAUCCACUUCAUCGUCGCUAAGGGUAUGAUGUUUCCAAGGUCUCCAGACUACUCGUGUAACUUCAAGUGGGGGCCACGAUAUCGAGGUUUGAUAGUUUUUAUGCUGAGUCCGUAUUGCCCAGCUUCCAUCUUGAAGCUGUUCUUGAAGCAGCUCGAUGGCCAAGGCUUGACCCUGAAGAGUCCCGUCAACAGUCAGAUCUAUGAAGACAAAACGACGGAGAUCUACACGUUCUUUUGGGAGAUGUAUAGAUACAUUUUCGAUUCACUUCCCCCUUGGUCGCCAAUGAUUGAGGGGAACAAGGCCAGGGUACUGCUCAGACUAGAGGAUCCCAACGGAAUAGCAGACAAUUUCGGAGACAAAGUCAAGGCGCUGAUCGAAUACAACUCGGUCGAUGAAGGCAAAGCGCGGGUCUGGAAGGACAUUUGGUAA